AAGUUAGCUACGAAGCCCAUCUGCAAAAACAUAAACACUCUCUCACAGAGAAACAUAACUACUUAUAAACGAAUUAGAGCAAUACCAACCAGAUUUUUGAAAAUGGAAUUCAAGAACACUGCUUCAUUAGCCCUUCUUCUCUCACUUAACCUUCUCUUCUUUGCUGUGGUCACUGCCACUGACCCUGUCCCUAAAUUACCUGGUUCCGCAACUUCGUCUUAUUAUUCUGGAGGCAAAUGUGAUCUCUUGAAGUUAGGAGUAUGUGCCAAUGUGCUUAACCUGGUUGAUGUGGUUGUCGGAUCCCCUCCAACGCUGCCAUGCUGCAGUCUCAUCGAAGGCCUUGUCGAUCUUGAAGCGACUCUUUGUCUAUGUACCGCCAUUAGAGCCAACAUUCUGGGAAUUGACUUAAAUGUUCCUAUCGCACUCAGCUUGGUUCUUAAUAACUGCGGCAAGAAAGUCCCGAGUGGCUUUGAAUGUUACUAGAACAUCUUCUUGGUGGUCUGAUAAGCAUGUUUAAUUUUUUUAUCUUUAUAAUUUUUAUUUGAUGUUUACCGUUUGUAAACAAAAUGUAUGGUUUGUUUCCCAUUGAGGGCAUCUCAUCAAUUCCCUUUGUUCGGGUCCUUUUGAGGUGCCAUUUUGGGUUAUUCCUUUGGUUGAGUUUGAGUUCCAACAAAAUUUAAAUUCA
This is a messenger RNA of Daucus carota subsp. sativus, 685 nucleotides long. Its product is annotated as 14 kDa proline-rich protein DC2.15. The coding region runs from base 103 to 483 and encodes 126 amino acids. The transcript has a single exon. Lineage: Eukaryota; Viridiplantae; Streptophyta; Magnoliopsida; Apiales; Apiaceae. The record is from RefSeq and is a predicted model, not a curated record.